GAGAGAGAGAGAGAGAGAGAGAGAGAGAGAGAGAGAACCCGCCUUUUUUUCCUUUUUGCGACGCCAACCUCCUCUCAAAUUCGUAGGGUAUUAAAUCUAGGGUUUCGAUCGAAACCGGAUCUCGGGCCAUCACCAUGGACUCGACCCCCGGGACUCCCCGAUGGAACCUCGAGCGUCCCUUCCUCACGGGCCGAUUCCAUCAGGAAAUCAAAGCCCCACCUCACACCACAGUAUCGAAACCCUUCUCCAUGGAUUCCUUCAGUCGAGGCACUGAUAAUGUCAUUGGAUCCUAUCCUGUUUCGGUCCAGGAGCUCUUGGUCAUUGAUGACUUGCUAUCUGCUCUGGUGGGCAUUGAGGGGCGAUACAUUUCAAUAAAAAGAGUGCGAGGGAAGGAAGGCCAUGUGAUAUUUCAGAUCGAUCCAUCUAUGGACCUGGCACUGCAGGAAUUGACACAGCGGAUCUUCCCUUUAUGCGAGGACUUUGUGUUGAUCAGUCAGUUUGUUGAGUCCAAGUCCCCAUUCAAGAAUGGCCUGGUUAACCAUGCAUUUGCUGCUGCACUGAGAGCCCUCCUUCUGGAUUACCAAGCAAUGGUUGCACAACUUGAACAUCAAUUCCGCCUUGGAAGACUUUCUGUUCAAGGAUUGUGGUUUUAUUGUCAGCCAAUGAUGGGAUCACUGCAUGCUUUGUCCAUUGUGGUCGAGAAGGCUUCUUCUAACAACUAUUCAGGCUCUGCAAUGCUUAACCUCUUGCAAAGCCAGGCCAAGGCUAUGGCAGGUGACAAAGCAGUUUGGUCAUUGCUUGAGAAGAUGACACAGUGUGCAAGUUCUGCAUACCUGGGCAUAUUAGAGAGGUGGGUAUAUGAGGGAAUAAUUGAUGAUCCUUAUGGUGAAUUUUUCAUUGUUGAAAACAAAUCACUUCUGAAGGAGAGCCUCACCCGAGACUAUGACACCAAGUAUUGGCAACAGCGAUAUAGCCUCAAAGAUGGCAUUCCUAGUUUCCUUACCAGUGUUGCAGGGACAAUUUUGAUAACUGGGAAAUAUUUAAAUGUAAUGAGAGAAUGUGGGCAUCAUGUUCAGGUCCCCUUAUCAGAAAACUCAAAAUUAACAAGCUUUGGAACAAAUCAUCAUUAUCUGGAAUGUAUCAAAGCUGCUUAUGACUUUGCAAGUAGUGAGCUCUUGAAUCUCAUCAAAGAUAAGUUUGAUCUCAUUGGAAAAUUGCGGUCGCUGAAGCGCUACUUACUUCUGGACCAGGGUGAUUUUUUGGUUCAUUUUAUGGACAUUGCUCGAGAUGAGCUUGCUAAAAGACUAGAGGACAUUUCUGUUGAGAAGCUGCAGUCUCUGCUUGACCUUGCUUUGCGCAGCACUGCUGCUGCUUCAGAUCCAUGUCAUGAGGACUUGACAUGUUGUGUGGAAAGAGCCUCAUUGCUCAAGAGACUGACUACACUUAAAGAUUUGGAAUGUGUUUAUCCUCCACAUUUAAACAAACCUGUUCCUGAUAGUGAUGACCAGCCUGAGCCAUUGAGCAUCAUGGGCUUGGAAACAUUCUGCCUAAAUUACAAGGUUCAAUGGCCAUUAUCACUUGUUAUUUCAAGAAAAGCUUUAACAAAGUAUCAGUUGAUUUUUCGGUUCCUUUUCCAUUGCAGACAUGUCAACCGCCAACUUUGUGUGGCAUGGCAAGUGCAUCAAGGAUUUCGUGCUUUCAACACAUUGGGAACUCCCAUCUUGCGAUCUUCUAUUCUUUGUCGCAGUAUGCUGAAAUUUAUAAAUAGCCUUUUACAUUAUCUAACAUUCGAGGUUCUUGAACCAAAUUGGCAUCUGAUGCAUGAUAGACUUAGAAUUGCAAAGAGCAUAGAUGAGGUUAUCCAGUUUCAUGACUUCUUCCUCCAGAAAUGUCUGAAAGAAUGCUUGCUUCUUUUGCCUCAGCUUCUUAAGAAGGUCGAGAAGCUGAAAUCAAUAUGCCUUCAAUAUGCAGCUGCCAUUCAGUUGUUGAUACCAUCAAUCUAUAUACCUGAGCCGGAUGCUGCAGUUGGUUCAUUUAAAAAGGAUCGAUCUAAACCAAGGAGAUCACAGAGUAGAAGUCAGCAACUGAAGCUCGCAGCAGAAAACUCCAAAAUCUGCGAUUCCAUCUUGAAAUUUGAAAGGGAAUUCAAUGCUGAGCUUCAAAGUCUUGUGCCCAUCUUGAGCAACAGUUCACAAGCAGAGCCAUAUCUGACACAUCUUGCCCAAUGCAUUCUUGGGGUGGGGAGCGAACAGUGAGUUACUUGACGAUUGCUGCACCACUUUGCUACUGGAAAGGUCACUCUCUCUUCCUCACGUGUACCUGUGAGUAGUGACUUUUUGUUGCAAAGGUAAAUGCAAAUAUCCUAAGUACAUUGUUAAGCCAACUGCGCUAAAUGUAUUCUUUAGGCUUGUUAUAUGCCUCUGUGGUAACAGUUCUUUAUUGCGAGGAUAGAAAAGCCAAAGUUUGUAUCCUUUACUGGUAGUAAUAUACAUGGGUUUAUUAAAUGGUUUUGUUGAACUUA
This is a messenger RNA of Phoenix dactylifera (date palm), 2521 nucleotides long. Its product is annotated as Spc97 / Spc98 family of spindle pole body (SBP) component. Gene Ontology annotation, cellular component: gamma-tubulin complex; microtubule organizing center; spindle pole. Gene Ontology annotation, molecular function: gamma-tubulin binding; microtubule minus-end binding. The record is from RefSeq and is a predicted model, not a curated record. NCBI's taxonomy places the organism in Eukaryota, Viridiplantae, Streptophyta, Magnoliopsida, Arecales, Arecaceae. Gene Ontology annotation, biological process: microtubule nucleation; cytoplasmic microtubule organization; mitotic cell cycle.